AUGCACAGACGCUCGUCGGGCUCCCCUGUCGCGGACGACACUGAGGAUUCCCCGGCGCGCACCCCAGACGAUCACGGCCAUGGGCAGGGCCAUGCGAAUGUCAUCGAGCCCUCCGACAAGUCGCGGUCCCAGAUAGCCCGGCACGGCACCAGCUUCGAUCUUCGCCGCGACAACGGCUCCUCCACGCCGCGCUCGCGGAAUUCAAGCCUGUGGCGCACCCCCUCCUCGCAACCUGCCAACGACACCAAAACCAUGCCAUUGGGCUCCCCGCGCCUGCCUAUGGAGGCUCCCUCCCCCGAUGGCCGCCGCGCCCGCCAGGCUCGCCUCCGGAGUCCCUGGUCUACCUCUAUCCUCACCGGCUUCACCACGUUCGUUGCAAUCGCCUUCCUCAUCUCCAUUGUGCACUCCUUUACGGCUCGCCAGGUCGGCGGGGAUGGUUGCGGUGUGCCGAUGAUGAGCCCGACCUUUAUUCGGAUGUUGGAGUUUGACACGGAACAUACUCGGUUUGCUAGCAAAUACAACCUCUUUUUAUAUCGGGAGGAAGGCGUGGAUCCCUAUACUCAGGACAAUAUCGGGUUAAACGGCGUUCCCGUCCUCUUCCUUCCCGGCAACGCUGGCAGUUACCGGCAGGUCCGGUCUCUGGCCGCAGAGGCCUCGCGGCAUUACUACGACGUGGUUCGGCACGACGAAGACCGGCACGCCGCUGGCACCCGCAGCUUGGACUUUUUCAUGGUGGACUUCAAUGAGGACAUGGCGGCCUUCCACGGGCAAACGUUGUUGGACCAGGCGGAAUAUGUGAACGAGGCCAUCUCCUAUAUUCUGUCGCUCUACCACGACCCCCAACGGACCCGCCGCGAUCCCGCGCUCCCCGAUCCCAGCGCUGUCCUUCUGAUCGGCCACUCCAUGGGUGGCAUCGUGGCUCGGACCGCUCUCACCAUGGCCAACUACCAGGCCAACUCGGUCAACACGAUCAUCACCAUGUCAGCACCCCACGCGAAGCCUCCGGUCUCCUUCGAUUCCGACAUCGUCCAUACCUAUAAACAGAUUAACGAUUAUUGGCGAGAGGCAUACUCACAAGUAUGGGCCAACAACAACCCGCUGUGGCAUGUCACCCUGAUCUCCAUCGCCGGCGGUACACGCGACACUGUGGUGCCGUCAGACUACACCAGCAUUUCAUCCCUGGUUCCCGAAACACACGGCUUUACCGUCUUCACCUCGUCCAUGCCCAACGUGUGGAUCGGCAUGGACCAUCUGUCGAUCACUUGGUGUGACCAGUUUCGGAAAGCGAUCAUCAAGUCCCUCUUUGAGAUUAUCGAUGCUCGACGACCGUCACAGACCAAGCCGCGGGCAGAGCGUAUGCGUGUGUUGAAGCAGUGGUAUUUGACUGGGUUGGAGUCGGUGUCGGAGCGCACACUAUCGCAGAAGGAACCGAACACACUUUUGACGCUGGAAGACAAUGCCAACACCAUUCUUGCCCAAGGCCAACGUCUGAUUCUGCGUGAACUAGGCCAGCGGCAUGGUCCUGAUGUACGCCUACUGCCGAUUCCGCCACAGGGUGUCUCGGGCAAAAAGUUCACCCUCAUUACAGAUCAGUCGUUAGACAAACAGGGUAAUAUCGAGGUCCUCUUCUGCAGCGUCUUUCCGCUGAACAACGGCCGGUCCACGAUCUUUUCCAUGAAUCUCGAUUUCUCGGGUGGAACUAUAGGCUCAACCCGGUUAGCUUGUAAGAGCGCCGCCGAAGAUGUCAUUCACUUGCCUGCCUCCACCCCGGAAUCGAAGAAUGCGUACGAUCGUGUUGCACCAUUCUCCUAUCUCCAAUAUGAUUUGGAGAGUCUGGCGGAGCAUCAGUUUGUGGCUGUCGUGGACAAGGCCAAUAUGCCAACCCCUGGCUUCUUGGUUGCAGAGUUCUCGGACAGCUCGGAUGCCAUGAUACGAGCCAAGGUUGGCUUGGGCAGUCUUUUGAGCGCCGGUCUAAAGAUGCGCUUGCCCGCAAACAGGCCUAUGCUGACGGAGGUGAAGAUUCCUGCACUGCACUCCAGUCUCCUGGACUAUAAGCUCAAGAUCACCCGCCAUCCUCAGAAGGAGGAGCUGUUUGCCCCGCUCCUGCGGCAGUCUAUCCCUGAUCCCCACGAGUCCAAGUUCUUUGUGAAUGUGAAUGAGGUCAAUGUCAACCUACAUGGCGUAGCCCCCUAUAUGCCGUCUGCCCUUCGUGAUCAGGCUGCUACCGGCGGUGUUUCGUUCCAACUCUGGACGGAUCCAAGCUCCGGCUCGACGGUCGAUAUCUCCUUGCAGGUGGAUAUAGCCAGCAGUCUUGGCGAGUUGGUGAUGCGGUACCGCACAGUCUUUGCAGCAUUCCCGCUGCUUGUUGUUGCUCUGGUCCUCCGCAAGCAAUUCCAGAUCUACGACGAGACUGGUUAUUUCAUCCCGUUUACCGAUGGUCUCGACCGGGCUCUGCGCUCCUCUCUACCGCUCUUGUUUGUGGCCAUGUCGCUCUUUGCGUCUUCGCUUGCUACCACGAAGGCCCUUCCUCAGUCCGAUGAUCCAUUCCACUGGCGCACUAAUUCGACCGAGACGCCACUCGAUUUCACGAAGAAUGAUCUGCUUCUCGGAUCUCAGGAUGCUUUCUUUUGGUUUCUCGUUCCGGUCUUCGGGCUCAUCAGUGUCGGCGUUUGUGUUCUGGUCAACUAUGUAGCUUUGCUACUGGUGAACAUUUUUUCUCUUAUCUAUGGAGCGGUGAAUAGCAAAUCAGGCUAUAUCCGUCGUGAGGACCGAGGCAACUCACCUAUCUUCAGUGCCCCUACCCCCCGGCGACGUGUGAUUCACACCGCCAUCCUUCUGAUCCUUGUCUCGACGAUCAUCCCCUACCAGUUCGCCUACAUGGUGGCCUGUAUUGUGCAGCUGGCAACGUGCGUGCGCGCGCAAUGGCAUGCCAAAGAAACCGUACGUCUUUCAAUCAAUCCAGACAGCAAUGCGAGGCAUCUAACAAUCACGCAGAGAUCUACCUCCCACCUUAAUUUCGGCAACUACGCCCACUCCAUUCUAAUUCUGAUGCUCUGGAUCCUCCCAAUCAACGUGCUCGUUCUGCUCGUCUGGGCACACAACCUGGUCGUACACUGGUUCAUGCCGUUCUCCUCCCACCACAAUGUCCUCUCCAUCAUGCCCUUCCUUCUCCUCGUCGAGACGAUGACUAGUGGCGCGAUGAUUCCCCGCAUCACCAAUCGUUUCCGCCACGUCACGGCCACGAUAUUCUUCGCCAUUGCCAUGUAUUCUGCUGUCUACGGCGUCACCUACGCCUAUCUCCUUCACCACCUAGCCAAUUUACUGGCUGCCUGGUUCGUUGGAAUCUACCUGGUCGGGAACAACUUCUCCCCACGUCGACUGUGGCGCAUUAUAGAUGGUGACGAGAUGCCCGCCGAAUCUGGAGAGAGGCAUAUUAAGAAGCAGCCAUGA
Penicillium macrosclerotiorum is the source of this 3450-nucleotide messenger RNA. Its product is annotated as GPI inositol-deacylase. Bases 1 to 3450 code for a protein of 1149 amino acids. Gene Ontology annotation, biological process: endoplasmic reticulum to Golgi vesicle-mediated transport; GPI anchor metabolic process. Lineage: Eukaryota; Fungi; Ascomycota; Eurotiomycetes; Eurotiales; Aspergillaceae. Gene Ontology annotation, cellular component: endoplasmic reticulum. The record is from RefSeq and is a predicted model, not a curated record. Gene Ontology annotation, molecular function: phosphatidylinositol deacylase activity. The transcript has 2 exons.